Molecule: messenger RNA, 3777 nt
Organism: Ceratina calcarata
Lineage: Eukaryota; Metazoa; Arthropoda; Insecta; Hymenoptera; Apidae
Gene: PAN3
Product: Poly(A) specific ribonuclease subunit PAN3
Exons: 9
Coding region: 1432-3255 (607 amino acids)
Biological process (GO): mRNA processing; nuclear-transcribed mRNA poly(A) tail shortening; protein phosphorylation
Cellular component (GO): PAN complex; P-body
Molecular function (GO): poly(A) binding; ATP binding; protein kinase activity
Source: RefSeq, a predicted model, not a curated record
UAUAAAUGACUUGAACGAAUACGAAGGAUUAAUCGUUGAUACGUAUAUGUGUAGCGAUUCUUCAAUGAGAUAUGUAUCUAAUGUAGUCAGUUUGCAUUGGGCAUUUACAUGUUUAGAUGCCAGUCCUUUAAAAUCAGGACAGUCAAUAGAACGUAGAACGUAUAUUAUGCGCUGUGACAUUUUUUUUUUUUGACAAAGGUAGCAUCGACUAACUUUAAGAAGAACGAAUUCUCUUUAUCUAAGCAUCGUUAGGGUGUGUAUUCCUUUUUAACGGUAUCCGUUGAUCAUCAAUACGUAUGUGUACAUUGUGUUGUGUACUACAAAUAUAUAUUUACUGAUCAGUGUUGAUUGACGAUAAGGAUAGAUUAAUUGUCUAUUGGUAUCAAUCUUCUAAAUACGAUACAAUAUACGAACAUAUAAUAUGAUCGUCGACGCAUGCCGAUAUAUCUAUGUAACGCAGCAGACAGAUCAAGACAUAUUUCUUUUAAUCGACUCGCGUUGAUAAUGCAUGAUGCGAAUAUAAUAUAAGGGAUAAUAAUAUUUGUUAAUUUACGUAAAGUAGUAGUGUCCUCAAUUCGGAUUAGAUAGUGUAGUUCGAAAAAUACAAGGUUUAUGUUUCCCGCGUCCGGGAUCGGAGACAAAGAAAAUGGAAGUGGUGGUAGAAGCUGAAGCCGAAGCCGCGGCCGCGGCGCCAGCAAAUAGUCAGUGGCUGCUCCGAUCGAAGGACAUAAGUAGGGGGGACUGGAGAGAGGAGAGGGAAAGAAAGAGAAAAAUAGGAGGCCGAGGCAAAGGGAGAACACCAUGCCAUAAACAUACAAGAUCGGAUUGGUUCUGCUUUCUCCUUUGUCUGCUGGACGGAAAUAUGUCAUAAACGGUCAGGGUGUUAUAAGAUUGAGUCGUUCACUGUUGCUAUUCGAGUGCGCGGGUUCACAACACCAAAAACAACGGUACGUGGAUUAGAAAGGGCGAAAUUUUGGUGCCGUGCGGACCGACGCGACGUCGAGUGACAGCGUGAACGGUUAUGUUAGCCGAGCAGACAUUCAGUACGCGUUCGCUCCGAUACUACGACAGACCUGUGACUCGUUCUCGUACACGAUCGCGCACCACGAUCUUCUGGACUUUACGUGGAGACCCGUGAUCACAGUGAGAAGAAUACCAGCGAAUGUGAAGUCAAGGUUAUAUCCAGUGCGUCUUUUUCGCUGUAUUGUCAAAAUCAGCUGCCAUUGCUAUAGCAUUCCGAGGAUAGAUAUCGUAUGGGGCAUCUGUGUUGAAAGAGACUGUAUUCGGCCUCGCUGAAGUACUUGCUGAGAGAGCAGACUUGUCAAUUGUCAGAAAGAAACGGGUGGAAAAGGAAUUUUCAUCAAAGAAGAACGCAGAGCCUAGAAGUGAGAGUCGAAGGCUACAGUGGUAAAUGCAGUGGUGGAAGGAGAGAUGGAUCCAGCAAUGUUUGUCGCAUACACUCCGCAAACGAAUGGUGUUCCACUGGAGUCGAAGCUCGCUACCUAUAUGAAUCGUCAAAGUCCAGGGAUAACUCUAAGUACCGCAGCUGUUACGAAACAUUUGUCAAACCUUUCUCUGGAUCCACAGAAAAAGGUAACAGCCAGUCCAGAGUUUGUACCUGGGAGAAACCUUUCGGGUAGCAAUAGCAGCUCCCCGAAUCUUUUCAAUAAUUCUUAUCAUUCGCAAGAAAAUGUCGGCGGUACAACAUAUUUUUACUUGGGGAAUGCAUCGACAGAUACUGUCGGAUCCGAGGAAGGAACCGAACCGAUUGGAACGGUGGCAGGUCAGGUAGGCUUCGUCUAUCCUGGUACACCCUCGCAUCUGCAGCCGGUGAAACCUGUGACGAAACCUCCGUCAUCCAAUAAUUCUUCAGCUCCCUCGACCCCACCGCCCCAAGCAACACCUAGUUUCUUUGUUAGUGAGAGUUUGCGAAUGGACAUUCUUCAGAAGAAUGCUUUGACGUUAGCGCAACCCGACGUUGUACGAUUCCCUGAUCUACCGAACGAGGUAGAUAAUUAUCACGAGCUGUGCCCGUUAGAACCGAUCCAUAAACCUGCAUCGUCUAUGCUUGGGUAUCAAACUUCGACGUACAAAGCAACUAGCAUCAAAACUGGAACGCGUUAUUGUCUACGACGCAUACAUGAUUUCAGACUUGCCAAUACGAAGUGUAUGGUGCUGGUAGAUAUGUGGAAGCGAUUGUCGCACACGAAUCUUGUGCAAUUGAGAGAAGUUUUUACCACCAAGGCUUUUGGUGAUCAUUCCAUGGUGUUCGUUUACGACUAUCACCCCGGAUCGGAAACGUUGCUAACCAAACAUUUCUCGGCAACCGAGUUAAACGGUUAUACAGAUCCAUUCUCGUCGGAUCCGAACGCUCCCCGACCGUAUAGUCAUACCAAAAACACUAUCUUGAGGCAACAGCAUAGCAGUAUGCUACCGGAAAGCGUCAUAUGGAGCUAUAUAAUUCAACUCACUGCCGCCCUUCGUGUUAUACACGCCGCUGGUCUGGCGUACCGGUGUUUAGAUCCUACAAAAGUGUUACUCACAUCGCGAACGAGACUACGUUUAAGUUGCUUAGCUAUACCCGACGUUGUUACCUUCGAUGGUAACGCGGCGAGUCCAGUGACGCUGGUACCGCAUUAUCAACAAGAAGAUUUGAUCGCUCUAGGAAAGUUGGUGUUGGCGUUAGCGUGCCGCAGCCUUCUUGCCGUCCAUCGCGACAACAUGCAAGCUUCCCUCGAGCUCGUCUCGCGUUCCUAUUCUACGGAUCUUCGAAACCUUAUUCUGUAUUUACUCUCUAAUCAAGCACGAAGGACCGUGACAGAUCUCAUGCCGAUGAUCGGAGCAAGAUUUUAUACGCAAUUAGAUGCGGCUCAGCUCCGAUCCGAUGUAAUGGAAAACGAACUUGCCAAGGAGCUAGAAAAUGGCAAAUUAUUUAAGUUACUCGUAAAGUUGGCUACUAUUAAUGAGAGACCCGAGCUUAACAUGGAACCCACGUGGGCGGAAACGGGUGAUCGAUACAUGCUCAAACUGUUCAGGGAUUACGUUUUCCACCAGGUAACGGCUGAUGGAAGACCGUGGUUGGAUAUGGCACAUGUUGUUUCUUGCUUGAAUAAGCUAGAUUCGGGCUCACAAGAUAAGAUAUGCUUGAUGUCACGAGACGAACAGAGUGUGUUAGUAGUAAGUUACGCAGAGUUGCGACAAUAUUUGGAAACUUCUUUCGGAGAGCUAUUACAAUCCGCGAAAGAAGCUGUCUAGGUCUGUGUCGCAUUUUUCCUCUUUUUUUUUUAUUUCUCAAUCGACCAGGACAGUUACAUACUCCGAACCAUAAAUGUGAUAUCACCAUUUAGCGGUACUAUCAUUUUAAUCUUUAUCGAGACACAGGAGAGUGAGAUUUUGGGGCGGAGGAUCACGUUUGGUGACAAUGAAGUACUAGUAUGCGAACUCAGUUUGUAAGCAUGAUUUUCAAGUGUUGAAUCGAGACACGUGCGAGAUGUAUUCUGGUACUGCCAAUCGAAUGUAAUAUAUUAUGCGUGAAUGAAGGUCAUGUGAUCUUGUAAAUUGGGAAGCGUUUGAACUUGCUACGGAAGCUAUUACGGUACUAUACGAGGCAAAUAACAACAAAAACGAACACAACUUAAUAAUGCAAUGGAAGUCUUAAGGAACCUUAAGAGAAAAUCACCUAAACACAGUCAGUGUAUAGGAUAGAUCUUAGUUUUUAGGAUACAGCUGGUAAGCAUUAAUUUUGAAAUAAAUGUUUAUUUUUGAAAGCAAUCUUAA